AUGGGUCAAGCACUGUGGAGGCUGCCUCCCAGACAACAGCAGCAGCUUCAGGAAGAGCUCGCAGACCGACUGGCUGACCAGGGAGGAGGAGGAAGACGGGAGCAAGGGAAAGAUGGAGGUCCCCAGAAAAGAGCUCCUCAGCAGUGUUACGGCCCCGACAUCUACCAUCUGUUGAGAACACGCAUCGGUGGAAAAGAACAGCAUGGAUUUAUAGAUUUGGAGAUGCUGCCGCCUGAAUUAGGCAUCACCAUACUGUCGUACCUGAAUGCUACUGAUCUGUGCCUGGCUGGCUGUGUGUGGCAGGACCUAGGAAAUGACGAAUAUCUGUGGCAGGGGCUGUGUAAGUCCACAUGGGGACACUGCUCCAUCUACAACAGAAGACUACCUGCUGGUUUCUCAUAUAGAAGACUCUACCUGCAGCUAGAUGAAGGCAGCCUAACAUUUAACGCCAACCCACAGGAG
Messenger RNA from Plectropomus leopardus (leopard coralgrouper), 462 nucleotides. NCBI's taxonomy places the organism in Eukaryota, Metazoa, Chordata, Actinopteri, Perciformes, Serranidae. The record is from RefSeq and is a predicted model, not a curated record.